UGCCUCACCCCACAGCCCGCCCUCCCCACGGCUCGCAGCCUCCUCGCCGCCGGCGGCCCGCAAUGUGGCCCACCGUGCGGGUGUAGCAGCUGCGCGUGCGCGGAACCGCGGGGCCAUGAGCGAAGCCGGCGGCGGUCGGGGCUGUGGGUGCCGGGUCCCCCAGCGAGCGCCAUGGAACCUGGUGGCAGCGACGGCCGCUCUCUGCCUGGUGUUGGCCACGUCCGUAGGCACGGCGAGGGCCGCGCCCAUGAGUAGGGAAGAGAAGCAGAAGCUUGGGUAUUAAACAAAACUAAGGAAUUUGAAGAUGCAGUGAGAAAAGUUUUAAGAGAUGUCAAUUUAGAUAAUGAUGUAGUUGUGUCAGUCUUUGAAACAAACAUCAGAGUUCUAGGGGGUCUUUUAGGUGGACACUCACUGGCGAUCAUGCUGAAAGAAAAAGGCGAAUUCAUGCAGUGGUAUAAUGAUGAACUUCUCCAAAUGGCAAAGCAGCUGGGCUACAAACUCUUACCCGCUUUCAACACUACCAGUGGCCUCCCUUAUCCCCGAAUUAAUUUAAAAUUUGGCAUCAGAAAGCCAGAAGCCCGGACGGGAAGUGAGACAGACACCUGUACAGCCUGUGCGGGGACCUUGAUCCUUGAGUUUGCUGCAUUGAGUCGGUUCACAGGAGCGACAAUAUUUGAGGAAUAUGCAAGAAAAGCUCUUGAUUUUCUCUGGGAAAAAAGACAACGAAGUAGCAAUUUAGUAGGCGUGACUAUCAAUAUUCACACUGGAGACUGGGUGCGCAAAGAUAGUGGAGUUGGAGCAGGCAUUGAUUCAUAUUAUGAGUAUCUGUUAAAAGCCUAUGUCUUGCUUGGAGAUGACAGUUUUCUGGAAAGAUUUAAUACCCAUUACGAUGCCAUAAUGAGGUAUAUUAGCCAGCCGCCUCUCCUACUUGAUGUGCAUAUCCAUAAACCAAUGCUGAAUGCUCGGACCUGGAUGGAUUCAUUGCUUGCCUUUUUUCCAGGUUUACAGGUUUUAAAGGGUGACAUUAGACCUGCUAUUGAAACUCAUGAAAUGUUAUACCAGGUGAUUAAAAAACACAAUUUCCUACCAGAGGCAUUUACUACAGAUUUCAGGGUCCAUUGGGCUCAGCAUCCUCUAAGGCCAGAGUUUGCAGAAAGUACCUACUUCUUAUAUAAAAAUGGAUUCGUUCUUCUUGGCUGAGAUGUUUAAAUAUCUAUACCUGUUAUUUGCUGAUAAAGAAGACAUUAUUUUUGACAUAGAAGAUUACAUCUUUACCACAGAAGCCCAUCUGCUACCCCUUUGGCUCUCUACCACAAAUCGCAGCAUCUCUAAGAAGAACACAACCUCAGAAUACACAGAACUGGAUGAUAGUAAUUUUGACUGGACUUGUCCAAACACUCAGAUUCUUUUUCCUAAUGAUCCAUUGUAUGCUCAAAGCAUCCGUGAACCCUUGAAAAAUGUGGUGGAUAAGAGCUGUCCAAGAGGCAUCAUCAGAGUAGAGGAGAGUUUCAGAAGUGGAGCUAAACCUCCUCUGAGAGCCAGAGAUUUUAUGGCCACUAACCCUGAACAUUUAGAAAUCCUGAAGAAGAUGGGGGUGAGUUUGAUUCACCUCAAAGAUGGGCGAGUCCAGCUGGUCCAACAUGCAAUCCAAGCUGCUAGUUCAAUUGAUGCUGAAGACGGGCUUCGGUUCAUGCAGGAGAUGAUUGAACUGUCAAGUCAGCAACAAAAAGAGCAGCAGCUACCUCCACGAGCCGUACAAAUUAUUUCCCACCCGUUUUUUGGCAGGGUAGUCUUAACUGCUGGACCAGCUCAGUUUGGGCUGGAUCUAUCUAAACAUAAAGAGACGAGAGGAUUUGUUGCAAGCAGUAAACCAUAUAAUGGUUGUUCAGAACUCACUAACCCCGAGGCUGUGAUGGGGAAAAUUGCCUUGAUACAAAGAGGACAGUGCAUGUUUGCAGAAAAGGCCCGAAACAUCCAGAAUGCUGGAGCCAUCGGUGGCAUCGUCAUUGAUGACAACGAGGGGAGCAGCAGUGACACUGCCCCUCUGUUCCAGAUGGCAGGUGACGGGAAAGACACAGACGACAUAAAGAUCCCCAUGCUGUUCCUGUUCAGCAAAGAAGGAAGCAUCAUCCUGGAUGCCAUCCGGGAGCACGAGGAAGUGGAGGUGCUCCUUUCUGACAAAGCAAGAGACCGAGAUACUGAAAUGGAAAAUGAAGACCAGCCGCCUUCUGAAAAUGAUUCUCAGAAUCAAAGUGCAGAACAGCUGCUGUCACUCUCUCAGACAUUUGACUUGAUUGAUCAGGAGACCCCUGAAAACCCUCUAGAAUCCCACUCAGAGUCAUCAUCUCCAGCAGACAUAGAAGAAGCUGCUGGCUUUGCCCCCUCUGAACAGAUACCUAGUUCCACAGAAAGCCUUGAGACUCCAAGCCUUGAUGGUGAAUGUACAGAUUUAGAUAACCAACUUGAAGAACAAUCAGAAACUAAGGAAGAUUCGAAUCCUAAUGUUAGCUGGGGUAAAAAGGCCCAGCCUAUCGACUCCAUAUUAGCAGACUGGAAUGAAGACAUAGAAGCAUUUGAAAUGAUGGAGAAGGAUGAACUCUGACUCCCUGUAGACUCUGGUGGUAGAUAUUUCAAAAGAAGACGAAAACUGUGGUUGUCGACAGCCUAUACCAAGCAGGCACUCCUGGGAGGCUCUGAGCUGUGCUCAAGCCUGUUCUGACUGGGUAAGUAGUUCCUGUAGCAAUCUGGAGCACGUGUUAGACCUGACCUCACCGAAACUGUCCCAUCCAAAGUGGAAACUCAACCCCUCAAAUGAUGCUAUAGCAUACCCUGAAGCGCCCAGGCCAGUGUGACCUGCCAUUCCUGGGUAGAUGAGAAACAAAUUCAGCCGAUAGGGAACGGGAACAAGAGUCAGUGCAGCUUCCUAAUUGAAGAGAGCUUCACUGCCGUGGGCUUGGGUCGGAAGCCUUCUGAGACGAUCUGAAUGAGUGUGUGGUAUUCUGGCCUUGCUGCCUUCACAGGGACACUUUAAGUGACCUACAGCUUACGAAGCAUUUGCAAAUGCUUUUCAUCUGCUUCAUUCAGUGACAAAUGGUCAAGAUGAUUUGAUUUCUAUUUCUCUCCCAACAAUGUUCUUGCAUUUAAACCAAAGGUAAAGCCAAUGUACUUUUUCCGGUGAGUUUUCCUAUAAAGACCUAUUGUGCGGGCAGGAAGAGGGUCAUAUAGAUAUAGUGGAAACUGGUUGCUUGAUACUCGGGGUAAAUAGAGAGAAAGAGAAACUAUAAUGUUGCAUUAUCAACUUCCCAUUGGGCCAUAGGGGAAGCUAUGACUACUCUAAGUGGAGAUUAGCAUUAGAUCCGUGUGGGGUAGAUUAUGUCUUUUCUAUUUCAUUUCUCUUAAGGUGGUUACUCUAGCCAUCAGCCUUACUCCAUCUCAUGUUCAGUAUCCAGUCAGAGCCAGAAGGCUCAUCCCAAGCCCUGUUCCAUUUCCCUAUCUUAUGGAGCCAUGAUGAACCAUGGUGUUGGUCUGUAAUCCGGGGUGACUGCCAUCUUUCCUCUUUGAAGCUGGUUUCUAAUAUCACACCCAAGGAGUCUGUCACAUUUUCUGUUGAAUCAUGGAUUUAAGUUUGUUUAAUUUUGUUUUAACAAGUACUCCUUCUGAUGUGGACUUGAAAAUUAGCCUCUGGUGACCUGUGUAAAAAAAACUAUAUAGCCAUAUAAGUAAAAGAUUUUCUUUCUUUCUUUCUUUCUUUCUUUCUUUCUUUCUUUUUCUUCUUUUUUUUGUGGCAGUCUGGGCUGGCCACAUUUAAUUAUUUUGGGUUUUGCUUAUUGAUAGUUCUACAUUAAAAUCAUGGUUUUAUUCAUUUUAUUUAUUUUUAAACUUAUUUUAAUUACUUCCAAAGGAAUAUUUGAGAGACUUAAUUCCUUUUUACCAUGGCAUUACACAAUAACCUUUUUCUAAAACAUGGUUUUGAGGUACAGAAUAACUUAGACUAUAUAUGGAGCUGUUAAAGACAGCAGUGCUGUAUUGUAGUUGUGUAUAUUCAUGUACAGUAUGUUUUAGGUCCCAGGUAAACAUGCCCUUGUAUAAGGAGAUAAAUACCUGCUUUCAAAAAAUCCCAGCUAAACAUAAUUGGGUCAGUAAGUAAUAAAUCUUAGAAUUCACUAGGGGAUGGGGUAGUAUAACAAGUUCUUUAUUGGCUCGUAGUUAAACCUGACACCAAAAUGGGUAUUUUUAGUCUCUCUGCAUGUGAAGUUUGGUGCAAGAUAGAACCAUAAUACAUAGUGUAUACAGAGGGUAGAUGUGCUUUGUUCAUCUUAAUUGCAAAGCUGCCAAAAUAGCUGAAGCUUAACUACUUGACUUGAUUUCUAGGACUGGGGCUUGGAGAAAAGGAACAGAUGCUCCUCUGAGACUUUGAUUACAGAAGCCUUAUAUGUAUUGAUUUUGUAUUGUAACUCAAUGCCAUUGUUGUCUAAAUCUAACUCUUUUAAGUUAGCAAGUUAGCAGCGUAUUUUUUUUCCCCACAAAACUUAAUGGCAUGAAGGAUCACAUGACACACUAGGAAAGGCCAGUUUACUGCCACUUGCUGUUCCUUUGGCCACUAGGAGGCGCUGUUACCCUUCAUUAAGGUUUAGAUGAGCCUAUUGAAAACCAAAUCCUUUAAAGAAACAAUUUUAAGAUGUUUUACUUAAUAUCUAGAAGGAAUAAUACUCAGUUUUUCCCUACUUAAGAAAGAAGGUAUAAUGCUGUUCAGCUUCAGAACACAGCUUCUAACCAAUUCUACAUUCAUUUUCUUAUUUGACAUACUGCCACAAAGUAGUCUUUGAGUUCAUUAGAAAAUUUUAACAGCAUAGAUUUUUUUAAUGUUUUUUUUUGUUGUUGUUGUUGUUUGUUAAAACUUUUCACAGAUAUUUUAUUUACUUGCUGACGAUUCAGGGAAUUCUGAGACCCUGAGUUUAGAAACAUCUGGUCUACCUCAGUUAAAUGUUGACUGCUUAGAAGUAGAGCUGAAAUGAUCACCACAGCCAUAAAAUUGUUUGACUAAGAAAGAUUUAUAUAAUGUUUACAAACCUGGAAUCAAGUGUGGAUCUUACCUGAAAGUUAAAAGUUAGUUACCUGUUAGAGCAAGUAUUUAAUUCAGGUAUUUUCAAGUUUUAAAACUUGUUUACCUAGUAAAAUUAGGUAUAGUUUUUUUUCUCACAUUAAAAAGUCCAUUGAAAAUGUAUUCCCUAAUUUGCAAUGUUUUCCCCAUAAAAUUUAAGUGUGAAAGAACUGUAGUUUACUAGAUAUGUUUGGGGUGGGAUGUUGUGUUAGGUUUUCUUUUUCUCUUUAACCCAUGUAAUAAGCUUCCAAAAGAGUAUAAUUGUUUCAGAACAAAUUAUUUUGUAAUUUUACUUUUCCAUUUUCUUUACAGUGUUAGAUACUUUAAAAUGAAAAAUUAUGCACUCUCUGACUUUAAUUUAACUAAUAUAAUUUUCUUGGGAAUUCAUAAGUUUCAAAUUACCAUCCUCUAAACCUUUCUUAUAGCACAGCCAGCAUUUGUUCUCUCACCAAACCCCAUGCCAGACUCAUCAUAAAGAAAGCUCAGCCUAUGUAGUUCAAAUAGUGCUCAUAAUUUUAGAGGGGUGGGUAGCAUUUAGUAAAUAUUCCAACUGGUUGUUUUAUGCACAAGGCUACAGUCAGAACAUAGGAAAAAAAACAUUCUGUGAAUGAAACAUUGUAUGUUCAGAUUUUGUAAAAGACAUUUUUAAAAGCCCAAUUUACAGCCGUAUAUUUUCUUAUGAUGUAAUUUAUGAAAAAGCUGUCUGUACUAACAGGUGCUGUAACACUACUGUUGUUGGGUUUUAUUGUUUGGUGAUAAAUGUAUACAAUAUUUCUAAUGGAAACUAUGUACUGUGAUGUAAAAGUCUGGGCAAAAAUGUAUAUAAUCCUUGUAUAUAAUUGUGUAUUUGAUUAUAUUACUGAUUGUAAAUUUAAUAAAACAUGUAAAUAUUCUGGUCUAGUUUUAAAUUUUGAAUUUUUAAAAUCAUUGUGCAAAUAUCUAGAAUUUGGUAUCUCUGUUUUCUUUUUGUUUUUCUUUACUGCAGAGCAGUGAAUUGGGGGCAUUUUGGAGUAUAGAAACCCAGACAAACAUCAGUUCUAAAACUCUUAGUGCCUAGUUCAAACUAAGUUAAAAAUAAAUACUAAUAAUUUUCAUCA
Molecule: messenger RNA, 6198 nt
Organism: Cricetulus griseus (Chinese hamster)
Lineage: Eukaryota; Metazoa; Chordata; Mammalia; Rodentia; Cricetidae
Source: RefSeq, a predicted model, not a curated record